AUGAGCGUGGUAGACCGGGCUACUGAGGAGGAACGAGCGAGCGAAGUUGGUGAGCGAGCAGUGAAAGGAGAGCAAGCAAGGCCGGCUGUGGCUGACGAUGCGGAAGAUGAAGAAGAGGAAAAGGAAGAAGAAACGGAAGAAAAAGAAGUCGGCCCUGCCAAGCCGUCCAGGGCAUCCCAAACACGUUACUUGCUGGCUCCUUGCCACCCGGGGCGGGCUGGACCAUGGAGCAUUUACCCGUCGCCGGGCAGGGCGCUGGCGCUGGUUGGCCCCAGGGCUGCAAAGGGGCCGCAAAGGGGCAUCUCGAGGGUUGUCUAG
Molecule: messenger RNA, 318 nt
Organism: Trichophyton benhamiae CBS 112371
Lineage: Eukaryota; Fungi; Ascomycota; Eurotiomycetes; Onygenales; Arthrodermataceae
Exons: 1
Coding region: 1-318 (105 amino acids)
Source: RefSeq, a predicted model, not a curated record